This is a messenger RNA of Mya arenaria, 483 nucleotides long. RefSeq lists its product as uncharacterized. The record is from RefSeq and is a predicted model, not a curated record. The transcript has a single exon. Lineage: Eukaryota; Metazoa; Mollusca; Bivalvia; Myida; Myidae. The coding region runs from base 1 to 483 and encodes 160 amino acids.
AUGAGACCAAACACAAAACACCAACAGACAGACCACACACCAAACACCACAGACAGAUCAAACACCAACAGACAUAUCACAUAUCAAACACCAACAGACAGAUCAAAAACCAAAACCCCAAUAGACAGACCAAACACUAAAAGACAGACCUUACACAAAACACCAACAGACAGACCACCCACCAAAACAACACACACAGACCAUAAACCAAAAAACACAGACAGACCACACACCAAACACCAACAGACGGACCAAACACCAACAGAUAGUCCAAACACCAAACACCAACAGACAUACCACACCCAACAGACAGACCACACGCCAAGCACCACAUAUAUACCACAAACCAAAACACCACAUACAGACCUCAUAACAAUAACAAACACCUCAGGCAAACCACACUCCAAACACCACAAACAGACCACACACCAAACACCACGGACAUACCACACACCCAUUGCUACAGACAAACCAAACACAUAA